This is a messenger RNA of Delphinapterus leucas (beluga whale), 2942 nucleotides long. It is a transcript of the gene DCTD, whose product is annotated as dCMP deaminase. Gene Ontology annotation, biological process: pyrimidine nucleotide metabolic process. Gene Ontology annotation, cellular component: cytoplasm. The record is from RefSeq and is a predicted model, not a curated record. NCBI's taxonomy places the organism in Eukaryota, Metazoa, Chordata, Mammalia, Artiodactyla, Monodontidae. Gene Ontology annotation, molecular function: zinc ion binding; dCMP deaminase activity.
CGCGGGGACGCCCCCCUCCCGGUCCAACGUGCUGCCGGGGAAGCGGCGCGGGGCCGGCGGCGCUUGGUCAACCUCGCGGGGCGCGCGGCGGCCUCCGGGGCAUCCGAGAGGAGCUGCCACGUGGGCGGCGGGGCCGGUGGCUGCGUCCCGGGGUUGGCCUCGAGGGGCGGGAGGAGCGUGGCUUGCGGCCGGGCCGGUGACCAGCCGUGUCUCCCUGGGUCCGUUCUGCAGCGGGGCUGCAGGGCACCAGCGAGCGCUAAUCCUAAGCCGGUAACCCAGCAUGAGUGAAUUUCCCUGUAAAAAACGUGAUGACUAUUUGGAAUGGCCUGAGUAUUUCAUGGCAGUGGCCUUCUUAUCGGCACAGAGGAGCAAAGAUCCAAACUCCCAGGUCGGAGCCUGCAUCGUGAAUGCAGAAAACAAGAUUGUGGGCAUUGGGUACAAUGGAAUGCCAAAUGGAUGCAGCGAUGACCUCUUGCCUUGGAGGAGGACAGCGGAGAGUAUACUGGAUACCAAAUACCCUUACGUGUGCCACGCCGAGCUGAAUGCCAUUAUGAACAAAAACUCAGCAGAUGUGAAAGGCUGUACCAUGUAUGUCGCCUUGUUCCCGUGUAAUGAAUGUGCUAAGCUCAUCAUCCAGGCAGGGAUAAAAGAAGUUAUUUUCAUGUCUGAUAAAUACCACGACAGCAAUGAGACAAGAGCCGCGAGGCUCAUGUUGGAAAUGGCCGGGGUUUCCUUCAGGAAAUUCACACCAAAGUGCAGCCAGAUUGUCAUUGACUUUGAUUCAAUUAACAGCAGACCGAGUCAGACGCUCCAGUGACUUACAUCUCAUUAAAUCUCCAGAAGAUUGGAUUAUCCUCUUCUAAGAAGCUGCUAAUGCCUUUCAUCUUACAGUUACACAUAACUUUUUAAUAGCCGGGACGGCAAAAGUCGACAUCUGAAGAAUGUAAAAGCUCAAAUCUUCCUGACUCGCUCUCCUGUCACGUGGAAUCUGCAUCUGUUGAAACUAUCGAUUUAGGGUGUAAAAUAAAGGAGCUGUGGGUGCGCACGGGGCUGGAGCGGGCCCCUCCCCUCCUGUCCCCUGGUUCGCUGGGACGCUGGUGGCUGCGCAGAAGGGCGCCAGCCGUGCGUCGUCCACUGCGUUUCACAGCCGUUCUUCAACGCCACGUAUGCUGGGAGGACAAACAAAUAACUGUGGCUGUGUGCCUACCGGGAUGAGCAGACGCGCUGAUCUGAACAUCGGGCCCGAAUGAAGCAUCACAUGUAAUGCCCUUGGGGAAAGGAAAGGAGCCACAAGACAGUAGCAUUUAAGUGUUUGCUUUCGAGAGUUGAGGGAGCCCCCAGCCGCCCAGCCGCCCGCCCAAAAGUCCUGGACGGGGUGCGCCUUCGUCCUGGCAGAUGAGUGCAACUGAGCGGGCGUUCUUUCCCCCGCUCUGCUGUCCUGCCUCCCACAGGGCGGCGCCGCGGUGUGCCUCUGCGCGGUGGGGACCUCUGUUGUUCGUGCUUCUUAUUCUGGCUUUGUGGGUGACACAGAGCUCUUACAUUAGUUUAUUUGAGUAAUGAGUCGUUCCCGGGGAAGGCAGCCCGUCGCCCUGCGUCACCCCCAGGUCCACACCCUGCCCGGGGGCGGAGCCCCGCACUGCUGCUGCACGUGCCAGCACGGUUCAUUCCCAGGGCUGCUGUCUACCGUCCUGCAAGUGAAAUGAACGUGAGGAGGUGUCAGUUCCGUCCAGAUCUCUUGGUGACAGGAGCUCACUUGCGCUCCUGGUGCCCUGCCUUCAUUGACACACAUCUCACCUUCCUAAUCACUUCGAUUUGGGGGAUGGGUGGCAGUGCACCUUGUCUUUAAUCUCAUUUCAUUUUUAUUAAAUGUGCUCAGUACCUUCGUUGAGAAAAUGGUUUCUCUAUCCUAAAGAUCAUGACCGUUUUAAAGUGCUCUUACAUCUUUAUGAGUUUUUAUUUUGUCUCUGAGGUUUUGGAUUCCAUAUUCUGGGGCAUGUCAUUUCUGUGUUGUCUGUGAAGCACACUUGCACGUGUUUUAAUGCUCAGAGAACAGUUUGGGGCACGGAUGCCAUGUGCCUUCCCCAGGGCUGAAGGGCGAUGCGUCUCUAUGGACCAGAUUGAAGAUGUCCGGGAAGGCUCUCUUCCCUCUCUCUCUCCAUCGUGCCCUGCUCCUGUCUCAGGUCUGGCCAUCUGAUCUGACAGGUCGUCUCCACCACCCAAUAGGUCCCAGGCCUCCUCCCUCCCAUAAUCCUCCAGUCUCCAGUGCUGGCUUAUCUGCUGCUUUCCUACCGUAUUCUUCUCUAAAUCUCCUUUUCUCGCCUCAAAUUUUUUCUCUCUUAUCUCCUCCAAACCCCCUGCCCUCUGCUCUAAAAUGCAUAAAACAAAAACAAAAGGUAUAUAGAAGCAAGAAAUCAGUAAAGAUAUUUAAAGAUAGAAAAUAUGUUGGAUUUUUGUGUUGCUGUGAAUGAGUUGUGAGCCCUUUCAGCAAGGAAUGUGUCAUUGUUUAUGUCACAUUCGUAAAUAUGUCUAGGGGCUAGUGCCCUGUACAGUCAGCCCUCUGUGUUUACGGAUUUCUGCAUCUGUGGAUUCAACCAACCUCACAUCGAAAAUGUUCAGAAAAAAGUUCCAGAAAGUUCCAAAAAGCAAAACUCGGGUUUGCCGUGCACCUCACAGGCAGAUACUGCGUGUUUUACGUAUUGGAGGUCAGUUGCAGCCCUUCUUGAAGCAAGUCUCUCAGCGCCAUUUUUUCAGCAGCAUCUGCACACUUCAUGUCUCUGCGUCACAUUUUGAUAAUUCUCACAAUAUUUUAAACUUUUUCUUUACUAAGUUUAUUACGGUGAUCAGUGAUCUUUGAGGUUUUACCGUUGCAAAAAGAUUAUACGACUCCCUGAAGGUUCUGAUGAUGGUUCGCAUUUUUUAGCAAUAAAGUAUUCUUUGACUAA